Messenger RNA from Penicillium riverlandense, 1530 nucleotides. Its product is annotated as cytochrome P450. Lineage: Eukaryota; Fungi; Ascomycota; Eurotiomycetes; Eurotiales; Aspergillaceae. The record is from RefSeq and is a predicted model, not a curated record. The transcript has 4 exons. The coding region runs from base 1 to 1530 and encodes 509 amino acids. Gene Ontology annotation, molecular function: iron ion binding; heme binding; monooxygenase activity.
AUGCCUAUCCUCUUCCUUUACGCGUUACCGCUUAUCCUUAUUCUGGUCAGUCACAUCAUCAGCGUGGUGUACGAAGUCUUUGUCAAUCCUUCGUUAUUGCGCAUUCCAGGACCCUUUCUAGCCCGCUUUACGAGGUUAUGGUAUUUUUCUCGAGUUUGGAACGGGGACUUUGAGACAGUAAAUAUCGCUCUACACGAGCAGUAUGGUCCUAUUGUUAGGAUUUCUCCAGGACACUACAGCAUCAGCAAUCACUCAGACGUAAAGACGGUGUAUAGUGUUGGGUCUAGCUUUACAAAGUCGGCUUGGUACGAUGCUUUCAAAGAUCCCUCACCCCAUGAAUGGUCUGUAUUCACAGACCGAAAUAACAAACGACAUAACGAGACGCGAAGAAAAUUCACCUCCCUUUAUUCUAUGAGCUCUGUCCUCCAUUACGAGGAGUUCGUUGACAAAUGUGCCAACAUAUUCACAGAACACCUAAGUCAAUUCGCGCAUUCUGGGCAAUCAAUUGAUUUUCACCAUUGGCUCCAAUGCUACGCAUUUGACGUAAUCGGAGAAAUCACAUUUGGUCAGCGCUUUGGUUUCCUGGAUGAGGGAAAGGAUAUCAUGGGGGCACUCAGCACUGUUCGAAAGUUGCUUACAUACAGUGCCUUGAUUGGAAUUUAUCCCCAAUGGCAUCCACGGCUGUACAAGAUUCUUGGUCGAUUCACGUCAUCGGGGCCAGGGAGCCGCACCUUUAUUAUCGGCUUUGUGGUGGAUAAACUCCGUCGACUGAAUGAAAUGCGCAGCGAGAGCAGCCAUCAACAUCCUAGCACCAAGACAUCAAAAACCCAGGACUUCAUGGAGAGGAUGGCAGUCGCACGGGACCAGGAUCCGGAGAAGAUCAAUGACUAUCAUUUGCUAAUGAUGGGGGUGUCAAAUGUCAUUGCCGGCUCUGACACCACAGCCAUGGGCCUUUCGUCUAUUAUGUACCAUCUACUGCGGAAUCCAAAUGCCUUCAGACGGCUACGACAGGAGAUCGAUGAUUUUACCAGAGAUCAGCAGUGCAGCACCCAGAUUACGUUUAAAGAGAGCCAACAGAUGCCCUACUUACAGGCCGCAAUCAAGGAGGCGCUUCGCAUGCAUAGUGCCACUGGGCUGCCUCUAUGGAGAGAGGUUCCCGUCGGCGGUGCUGAGAUUAAUGGAUACUCUCUUCCAGAGGGGGCAGUUGUGGGGAUAAAUACAUGGGUUGCACACUACAAUGAGGAAGUGUUCCCAAAUCCGAAGUCCUUCCUCCCAGAGAGGUGGAUAGAGGCGAAAAGUAAUCCAUUAAGGCUGCGGGCUAUGAAUGAGAUAUAUAUGCCUUUCGGUCUGGGCUCUCGAACCUGUCUUGGAAAGCACAUUUCCAUCCUAGAGAUAUCAAGGCUAAUCCCUCAACUCAUUCGUGAUUUUGAUUUUGUGCUCGAAAAUCAAACAUGGACUACUGAGAAUUUGUGGUUUGUGAAACCAACGGACUUUCGAGUGAAGGUCUCUCUAAGGAAUAAGGAAAUAUAG